Molecule: messenger RNA, 1805 nt
Organism: Phymastichus coffea
Lineage: Eukaryota; Metazoa; Arthropoda; Insecta; Hymenoptera; Eulophidae
Gene: Dus2
Product: tRNA-dihydrouridine(20) synthase [NAD(P)+]-like
Exons: 5
Coding region: 116-1498 (460 amino acids)
Biological process (GO): tRNA dihydrouridine synthesis
Cellular component (GO): cytoplasm
Molecular function (GO): flavin adenine dinucleotide binding; tRNA binding; tRNA dihydrouridine synthase activity
Source: RefSeq, a predicted model, not a curated record
AUCUACUGCUGCGAGAAGUUGCAGUCAGAGUCGCGGGGUUCACGAACACGGCGUGUAUUAUAUCGCCUUCCAAUAUUUUACUUAGUAUUUUUUUAUUUUAAGUAGAAGUGACAUAAUGACGGGCGAGUCAUCGCAUCCGCGACUAACAUACGCGGAUAAAGUGAUAUUGGCGCCGAUGGUGAGAAUCGGCACGUUGCCAAUGAGGUUACUUGCACUGGAAUAUGGUGCGGACAUUGUGUACACGGAGGAAUUGAUUGACUGGAAAUUGUUGAGAUCUGUUCGUCGUAAAAAUGACGUACUCGGCACAGUAGAUUUCAUUGACCGAACUGACGGUACGAUAGUCUUCCGUACAUGUGCUCGUGAGCGCGAGCACGUGGUUCUUCAGUUGGGAACUUGCGAUCCAACGCGUGCAUUCAAAGUGGCACAAAUUGUAGAAAAUGACGUCGCGGGUAUCGACGUAAACAUGGGAUGUCCAAAACGAUUUUCAAUCCUCGGUGGCAUGGGUGCAGCAUUACUCAAACAACCCGACAAAGCCAGCGAAAUUUUAAAAACACUUGUUGAUGGAUUGACGAUUCCUGUAACGUGUAAGAUUAGAGUAUUGAAAAGUGUGAGAGAUACGUUGAAAUUGUGUGAUACAUUGGCUGCUACGGGUAUUUCUGCAAUUACCGUACACGGAAGGACGGUGGACGAAAGACCGCAGCAUCCCAAUAGAAAUGAGGUGCUUAAGAUAAUUUCCGAGCAUUUGAGCAUUCCAGUUAUUGCUAAUGGUGGUUCCAAGGAAGUGGAGAAAAGGGAGGACAUAUUUAAAUUUAAAAAAGAAACAGGCUGCAGUAGUGUAAUGCUGGCGAGAGCGGCUGAAUGGAAUUGCUCAAUUUUUCGAAAAGAAGGCUUGCUACCCAUGGACGAUGUAGUAAGAAGUUAUUUAAAAUUGGCUGUCGACUACGACAAUUCACCGAGUAAUACAAAAUAUUGCGUACAAAAUAUACUCAGAGAUUUGCAAGAGACACCACUUGGAAAGCAGUUUCUCAAUGCACAAACUCUUGAGCAAAUAUGCGAAGUAUGGAAUAUGGACAAUUAUUGUCGUGCGAAAGCGAAGGAAUUUCGUAGCAAAGGUUUCGAGGGUCGUUUCGAGGUGGUGCCUGAGCGCUUAGGGCUAAUUGGUACAGCUGGUAAGCGAAAACUUGAGGAUGAAGAGGAAGACGUGCUGCUAAUGAAAUGUGCCUUUCUCCGAAACAAUUUCCCCAAUGAUAAGAGUUUACCCAAAUCUCAGCUUGCCAAAUGGACGAGAGAUCAUCAUAAGAAAUUACCUGCUUAUUACACUGUCAAUGAAGAUAAACUUUUCCGAGCUGUCGUCGUCAUUGACGGGAGAAAAUACGGAUCUUCAUUUUGGGAGAAAAAUAAAAAAUGGGCAGAACAAGGUGCUGCUUUGGUCGGUUUAUGCGCACUUGGUGUCAUCGAUGCAGAAACUCUCACAAAAAUGGGAAACCUUAUUGUUUGACGUCGAAUAAUCUUCUAAAAUAAAUUAUGUACGAAAUGUUUUAUAUGUACCUUAAAGCUAUAUCUUCUUUACGUAUUUUUAUAUGUGUGAACAAGAAAUCUGUCAUACUGUAUUAUAUAGAAUAUACAAUAAUAUUAGCAAUGAAGAUCUUUGUUAAUAUUAUGCUAUUUAAUGUACUAUUUUUUGUAAAGAAAGACUGCAAGCAAAUUUUGUAAACGAGUUAUUGUACAUGUUCAUGAAGCUUACAAAUAUAAUUAAUGUGUCUUAUAUAAAGUGUAUAUAAUAUAUUGUAUAGAAAAAUUUUUAG